Ylistrum balloti is the source of this 1248-nucleotide messenger RNA. Its product is annotated as growth hormone secretagogue receptor type 1-like. The record is from RefSeq and is a predicted model, not a curated record. Gene Ontology annotation, cellular component: membrane. Gene Ontology annotation, biological process: G protein-coupled receptor signaling pathway. Gene Ontology annotation, molecular function: G protein-coupled receptor activity. Bases 1 to 1248 code for a protein of 415 amino acids. The transcript has a single exon. NCBI's taxonomy places the organism in Eukaryota, Metazoa, Mollusca, Bivalvia, Pectinida, Pectinidae.
AUGACAAAGCCGGAGCUGGACAUUCAGCACAUUUUAUACCAGAUUCAGCAGAUGAAUCAGGACGAACGCAGCCUCCUCUUAUCCAGCCUCAACUUGUCCAGUGAGGAACAACUUCUCAACUACUUUAGCGUGCCGAGUAUUCCACUGGAAGACUUCACAGCCUUCCGUAUUCACAAGUAUUUACUUCUCUAUGUCCCGCCGGUGAUGAUCUUCAUUGGUACCAUCGGGAACAUCCUGUCUUUCGUUGUCUUUCGUGCUUACAGUGGUAAGGUAUCAACAUAUACCUACCUGGGGGCGCUGGCUAUGAUGGACCUUCUUGUAAUCUACAUAGGCUUGCUGCGACUUUGGAUUGCUCAGCUUUCUUCUUUUGACAUAAAGGACCAAACUAACUGGACUUGCAAGCUUGUAGCUUUCCUGGGUUACGUGUGCAGCGAUUCGUCCGUAUGGCUCAUAGUAGCAGUUACAGUAGAACGGUACAUCGCAGUUUGCUACCCUUUGCAAGCCUCUAAUCUUUGUCGACUCAAAAAAGCGCGGUUCACCGUGCUUAUACCAAUUCUGUCACUUUGCAUUGUAAAUUCGCACUUUUUUUGGACCGUACAAUUGCGACACGAAAAAACAAACACAACAAAUACAGUCUAUAUCUGUGAUGCCGGACAGAGUUUCACGGACUUGGUCAACGAUGUGUGGGUAUGGGUGGAUGCCGGUAUAUAUUCGUUUGUUCCAUUUGUAAUUUUAUCAUUGCUCAACGGACGUAUAAUUCAGAAAGUGUGCAUAGCUAAAAAUGAACGUACACUUUUACUAAGUAAAGAAAGAACCGACAUUGGAUGUAAUUCGAAAAUGAAACAUUCCUCAUGUGAAGUAAACAGGAAAUUAACCAUAAUGCUUCUGAUGGUAUCCUUUACAUUUUUACUUACGACCCUGCCGAUGAAUAUCAUUCUCAUCAUGACUAAGUCCUGGAAUGAACAGAAUCAGCAGCAAAAGGCAGCGUUUUACCUGGCAAAGACAGUAUCAGAAUUGUUAAUGUAUCUCAACCAUACAAUCAACUUCUUUCUUUAUUGUAUCUCCGGUCGGAAAUUUAGGCGUCAAAUAUUUUCCCUAUUUUCUUUUUACUGUUGUUCUGUCUUCGCCCAAAGCGGCGAAACAGCUAUGACAAGGAAAAGAACAUUCGACACGACUGAGACUAUUGGUUUGCGUAUUAAUUAUAAAGUUGUGUACAAAAGAGAUACGACGCCACCCUCUUCUGUCUAA